Tarenaya hassleriana is the source of this 979-nucleotide messenger RNA. Its product is annotated as 60S ribosomal protein L10a-2-like. The transcript is spliced from 6 exons. The coding region runs from base 104 to 754 and encodes 216 amino acids. The record is from RefSeq and is a predicted model, not a curated record. NCBI's taxonomy places the organism in Eukaryota, Viridiplantae, Streptophyta, Magnoliopsida, Brassicales, Cleomaceae. Gene Ontology annotation, molecular function: RNA binding; structural constituent of ribosome. Gene Ontology annotation, cellular component: large ribosomal subunit. Gene Ontology annotation, biological process: translation.
UCCAUUUCCUCACUAUAAAAUCUUCAUCCGCCUCCGUUAAAACUAGGGUUUCUGCAGCUUCAUCUCUCAGGAUCGGGAUUCGCUUGAUUGAGAGAUACUCAAGAUGAGUAAGCUUCAGAGUGAGGCCCUUAGAGAAGCCAUCUCGACCAUUAAGGCGAAAUGCGAGGAAAAGAAACGUAACUUUGUGGAGACAAUCGAGCUUCAGAUUGGCCUGAAGAACUAUGACCCGCAAAAGGACAAGCGUUUCAGUGGCUCUGUCAAGCUUCCUCACAUCCCCAGACCUAAAAUGAAGAUCUGCAUGCUUGGAGAUGCCCAGCACGUAGAAGAGGCUGAGAAGAUGGGUCUGGACUACAUGGACGUCGAGGCCUUGAAGAAACUCAACAAGAACAAGAAGCUCGUCAAGAAGCUUGCAAAGAAAUACCAUGCUUUCUUGGCCUCUGAAUCUGUCAUUAAGCAGAUUCCCCGUCUUCUUGGACCUGGUCUCAACAAGGCAGGAAAGUUUCCAACUCUGGUGUCCCACCAAGAAUCGUUGGAAUCAAAGGUGAACGAGACCAAAGCUACGGUCAAGUUCCAGCUGAAGAAGGUUCUCUGCAUGGGUGUUGCGGUUGGGAACCUCUCCAUGGAAGAGAAGCAGAUCUUCCAGAACGUUCAGAUGAGCGUAAACUUCCUCGUCUCCCUCCUCAAGAAGAACUGGCAAAAUGUUAGGUGUUUGUACCUCAAGAGCACCAUGGGACCGGUUCAACGAAUCUUCUGAGCUUUCUUCGUUUCCCUCCGAGGGCGGAAUCUGUAGGGUCUAAGCUGCUUUUGUUUGGUUUUUUUUGUUGUUUCUGAUAUCGUUUUUUGAAACAGUAAAAUGAUGUCUUUGCUAUGUGUUUCUGAAGUUUUGUUGAAUCUUGAAGCAGUGCCAUUGAACUUCUAUGAAGCUUUUUGGGACAAAUUGUUUUUAAUGUUUUGCUUUUGCUGCUGAAAGUUUUGGCUA